AUGAACGUUGCGGCUGUUCAAGAGGAACGAGGACCGAGAAGACCAAAGAAAUUAACUGGAAAUCUACCGAGUGAGAAGAGGCGCAACACCACAAAAAUAAAUCACCAGCAAUUACCGCCCUUCCCAUCAUCACCGCUUGAGCAACAAAUAACCCUCCACUACCAAAUCAUGGUACAGAUACUGAUUGCGUGCAUCAAACAGGCACGUUGCAAUGAGGAUUUUCGGCAUCUGGACAGCCACCUCCAAAGCUCCAUUCUACAGGUUGUGUGGCCAGAGUGUUUCAUCCUGCGGGCAUCACAUUGGUCAAUUGACAUUCGAUCCAUCAUUGAGAGUUGCCACGAUCUCAAAGUUGCCGUUGAUAGUUUCAACGUGAAAGCUGACCUCGUUGAGCUAAAUCUGCUGGAAACCCUCAUUCUCUGCCGCAGGGAAUUCAGCACAAACAACGAGGAAACAUUGCAACUGGAGCUUAUAUCCGACAGAGCUCUAUUGGCCCUCGGUCGAUACACCAUACAGAAGGAGGGUCAGUGGCAGCGAUUUGGCAAAUUGAUCAUCUGCCUUCGAGGACUGGCAUUCUACACAAAUGGCCUCAAGAGUAUCUUUAGGCACAUCAUUGGGGAUAUAAUCGAAGAGGGACGGAGCUUACAGAGAGCCGAAACAGUUGCGUGA
This is a messenger RNA of Lutzomyia longipalpis, 666 nucleotides long. RefSeq lists its product as uncharacterized. The record is from RefSeq and is a predicted model, not a curated record. Bases 1 to 666 code for a protein of 221 amino acids. Gene Ontology annotation, biological process: anatomical structure development; regulation of transcription by RNA polymerase II; cell differentiation. Lineage: Eukaryota; Metazoa; Arthropoda; Insecta; Diptera; Psychodidae. The transcript is spliced from 2 exons. Gene Ontology annotation, molecular function: RNA polymerase II cis-regulatory region sequence-specific DNA binding; nuclear receptor activity.